Molecule: messenger RNA, 1278 nt
Organism: Neospora caninum
Lineage: Eukaryota; Apicomplexa; Conoidasida; Eucoccidiorida; Sarcocystidae
Product: Zinc finger (CCCH type) protein, related
Exons: 1
Coding region: 1-1278 (425 amino acids)
Molecular function (GO): metal ion binding
Source: RefSeq, a predicted model, not a curated record
AUGCUCCAUCAACCGCCAAGUCCGCCUCCUGCUACAUCGGAGAAAACCAGCAAACGGACUGGGCCGGAACUCAAUGCGCGUCUCUCGAAGACGCGACUGUGUCGCUUUGUAACAUCUGGGCGCAUCUGUCCAUUUGGGCCUUCGUGCACAUACGCGCAUUCGGAUGCCGAACUUGUGCCGUCGCCGAACCUAACGAAAACGAAAGUCUGCUGGAGCAAUAUGUACGGCAGAUGUGCGAGGGGCUCGCAGUGUCCAUAUGCACAUAACGAAGAGGAACUACGCAGGCUCCCUCGAUUAGCUAUUCCACUUAAGUCUGGCGCUCCCUUUCCGCCUAGCUCGCCGUACGUGGUAUACUACGCUGCGGAUGACCCCAGAGGCCAUCCAACGGUGUUACAAGAAACCAAAGCCGUGCCGUUAUCCGGCAACGCCUCUAACGCUCUUGAGUGUCCUUCGCGAAGGGAAGUUAUGGGGGGAACCGUAGGGGAGUACAUCGCUUGGUCGUCUGACGAUGACACGGUCAGCAACGCGACAUCGAGGCAGUCUUCUCUUCUGCGACAGUCCUCGACAGAAAGCCGGCCAGAGACUGUAGAUACGAACUCUGCAGUUCAGGUGCCUGGCAGUCGCUCCGGGAGGACGGCUUGCGGAGGGGCACCUUACACCCCUAAAGACUACCACGUGGAAGAAAACUCUAUCAUUUCGGGAGAAGAGCGAGUCCAGAUAGGUACCUCCUACCAGCAAACUCUGCCCGACUCGCUCCCCUCCUGGAGUGAACAAAUCCUCAAUUGCUCCGAACAGACUCAAACUGCUUUGGAACCGUCGCAGCGAAGGGGAUGUAUCAGCGGCGACGCUUGCUUUUUGCCGCCACAGACUUCCCUCUCUGACUUACUGUUAGAUAGUCAAUCACCAAUUAAGCACUCUGAUAUAGAAUGGCUUCUGGAGGAAGACAGAGCUUGUCUUGAAAGGGUUGGAUGUUCGCUAUCUGGUCCUGCGGUCCACAACCUCUCUGGCAUGCAGUGGGAGCCGUCCUGUGCCUACAAUCCCUCAUUUUUGCCAAAGCGCGAUUGUGAAACAAACUCAAGUGCGCUGGAACGGCCAGCAUAUUCACUGGACGACGGACGCGCAAGAGAAAAGAAGGGACAAAACACAGUGGGGAUCGUAGAUUUCCAGGCAACGAGAAAUGCACACAAUCCAGUUGUUCGUUGGGACGGCCCUCUUCCUGACUUGCGAGGCGACUGGCUAGACCGCAUCAAACUCCGAGACUGUGUAUCGAUCAGCUAG